This is a messenger RNA of Chroicocephalus ridibundus (black-headed gull), 2527 nucleotides long. RefSeq names its product trans-2,3-enoyl-CoA reductase like (gene TECRL). Gene Ontology annotation, molecular function: oxidoreductase activity, acting on the CH-CH group of donors. Gene Ontology annotation, biological process: very long-chain fatty acid biosynthetic process. Lineage: Eukaryota; Metazoa; Chordata; Aves; Charadriiformes; Laridae. The record is from RefSeq and is a predicted model, not a curated record. The coding region runs from base 86 to 1261 and encodes 391 amino acids. The transcript is spliced from 13 exons.
UGUAUUUAACUGAUACAGGGAGGAAACAUUUUCCCCCUGUAACUGUCCCCUGUUGAUAUGACGAUCACUACUGCUGGGUCACACCAUGCACAGGAGGCAGAAACCCAGUGCUCCAGAACACAAGAGGGAUCUUGCAGCACAUGGAGGAGCUCUAUCCAUGUCCCACAAUGACACACGCUCUUUUUUCAACUUCUCUCAGCUCGUGCUCUCUGCUGGCCAUCUCAAAUCAUCACCAGUGCUCAAGCAUUCAAAGAUCACUUACUUCGAAGUGGAAAUUCUUGACGUGCAAAGCAAGAAGCAGAUCUGCAUUGUGGACAAGAUACCUCCAUCAUCUACCCUUCUUGAUGUGAAACACAAAUUUCACAAAGCAUGUCCCCAGUGGUACCCUUCCCGUGUUGGCCUGCAACUAGAACGCAAUGGGCCCUAUUUGAAGGAUUCCAUUAACAUUCAAAGCCUUGCCGUUUCCUCCAUCAUCACACUGUAUUUUACAGACCUGGGUCAGCAGUUUUUUCUAACGGAAUACACCGGUCCUCUUCUAAUAUAUCUGCUCUUUUACAUUCGUCUCUCAACUAUUUAUGAUCAAGUGGAAAGUACGAAGAACUUCCGCCACCCAGUGGUUCACUUGGCCUGCUUCUGCCAUUGUUUACACUACAUCAGGCAUCUUUUGGAGACGUUAUUUGUUCACAAGUUUUCGGGAGGGCACACUCCUCUGAAAAAUAUGAUAAAGGGCUGUGCCUUUUACUGGGGAUUCACAUCCUGGAUUGCAUACUACAUCAACCAUCCACGAUAUACGCCACCAUCAUUUGGCCACAGACAAGUUUCUUUUGCUGCCCUUGCUUUUCUGAUGUGUGAAGCUGGAAAUCACUUUAUCAACGUAACUUUAGCUCACCAAAAUCAUUCAGGAAGUAAAGCCUGUUUUCCAAGUCCAACCUACAACCCCUUCACGUGGCUCUUCUUGCUGGUAUCCUGUCCCAACUAUACAUACGAGGUUGGGUCUUGGAUAAGUUUCACAGUGAUGACACAAACCCUUCCAGUUGGCAUUUUUGCUUUCCUGAUGGUCAUCCAGAUGUCUCUGUGGGCCCAGAAGAAACACAAGCUGUACCUGAAGAGAUUUUAUCCAGAGGUAGGCAGAUCAGGCCCACGAUCCCAGGAGGGCACUGUUUGUGAGGUACUUCCCAUCUUGCUACUAAUUUGCAGCAUGACCUUGGGUACAUCAUUUCAGUCCAUCCCCCGUUCUCACAUUGAACGGCUCUGGAAAUAGCAGAAGACUCUCUCGACUAACAAGUUUGUGUUAAGAUCCCCUUGUUCCAUGCCUGACUGCAUCCGGAUACCAUUCACCUUAUUUGUAUGGAGCGCUGUGAAAUCCUUGGGCACAAGGUGAACCACAGCACAGCUCGUUAUGGAAAAGGAAAGGGAUCCUACCAAAUGCAUUUCAGUCCAUACCUGAACUGCCUCAUACGGACAGUACUGAAAGGCUUCAGCUCCCCUUCAAUUUGGUCAGUCUCUAUCGGCUACUUUUCUUUCCAGGACAUUAUUUUUUUAAGGGAUUCUCCGGGCUUGCUAUUCAAGUCCUGAAGACUCUGUUUAGCUCCAUUUGCAAAUCGUGGCAUCCAUGUCAUGCAGAAGCACAAUUUUAGUUACAGAGAGCAAACGAACCAGAACUGCUUCAACAAGUAUUAAGAUGUGGAGAGUUAGGGCAUUAUGUCCAGUUUUCAUUCUAUUUCUGUUGCACAUUUAUCAAUGUCUUUUGGCUCCCUCAGGCUGGUGAAAAAGCUUGCCUAAGGACUUUAAUGAUUAGAGAAACACCGGAGCACACAAGCAAGGCAGGCAGUUUGUCUCCUAAAGGCGCUGGUAUCUUUGCACCAGCUCAAGUGUUGUAACAAAGUUAAUUUGCCCAGUAAAUUGGGUUCAUAUCCCUCUUCUCAUGUCUAACUUGCAACACUUACCCUAUUAGCCACGGUAACUCAAUUUCAUCACGGUAAUGUAAGUAAAUCACUUUCCAUAUUUUUUAACUUGUAACCUGUGAACACCUAGAAUUUUUUAUUCCUCUCAAUGGAAAACCCGAGUCACAGUGAACAUCCAGUUGUCUAACCCAGACUGCUAAUAAAGACCUAUUUUUGAAAAAUUAUUUUUUGUAGUCUUUAGUCACUUACACCUAACAACAAUACUUUUGAAAGCCAUUCUUUUCCAACCAGUGUUAGAUGUGUGAGUCAAGACUGUUGUCUUUUUUUUCUUUAAAUCCAGCUACUGGGUUUGUUUUCAUUUCAUGUUUAUUAAAUGCCUCAUUUAAGCAAUCUGCAAGUUUAAAAUAGUUCGCGUGGGAGGGUAACUUGCCAAAAUUACUUACUUAUCUGUUAGUCUCUUGAUUACAAUGGCUGCAGCUUUAUGUCUGUUCAAGGCAUGUUUCCAGAGUGAUUCCAAUUGCUCGGAGCGUGGCUCCUAUUCAGCAGUUAGCUUAGGCAAAGGAAGUACUUCAGGAAUUUUUUACCUCUCUGCUUACUAGUUGGUCGUUCAGUACACGGGGUGG